Ectocarpus sp. CCAP 1310/34 is the source of this 849-nucleotide messenger RNA. The record is from the annotation of a GenBank genome assembly. NCBI's taxonomy places the organism in Eukaryota, Phaeophyceae, Ectocarpales, Ectocarpaceae.
AUGGAGGACGGUUCGAUCGAGAUUGUUCGUUCACAGCGCGGAGUGCAACAAGGAUGCAAUCUGGGAGGGUUCGGUUUCUCUGUAGGGCUUCUUGACACGAUGAAGGAGUUCAACGACAAGCCACCAGUGCCAGGAGCCAAGCUCAUUGGAUACGUCGACGACCUCCAAGUGCAUCUUCCACCAGGUUUGGCUAGAAAUAUUCAGGCCAUCGCCACCGUAACCAACUGGAUCCAAGACCACCUGCUGCAAAAAGGCAUUGAGCUCAGCCUCCCGAAAUCGAAAGUCCUCUUCCCAGAAGGAUUCUUCUUCUCCUCUUUGACAAACGACGAACAGCGAGAUUUGACGAAAACGGGUCUCUCGGUUGCUGAAGGUGGUAUGGCCAUUGUUGGAGUCCCAGUAGGGACAGAGUGCUUCCAGAGGAGUUUCGUCACCAACUUCGCCCGCGGUAACCCUGCUGAGUUGAUACGCCGCCUUUCCACACUUGACGACCCGCAAGCGAGCUACCAACUGCUACGUUUGUCUGGCGUUCCACGCUUGUUUCAUCUGCUGAGAACGAUUGCACCGAGCAUUACCAACACUGCCGCAAGAGAACAUGACAACCUGAUGAUAUGGGCAGUAAGCAAGAUCGUUCUCGGCAAAAUGGCAAACACUGUGGGAAUUCCAACCGUGGAAGAGGUACGCGCAAACCCAGAGAAGAGUGAGGUCGACUUCUUCAAAGAUUCAGCUCGGGCACAGGUGCACCUGCCCAUACGUGAAGGGGGGCUUGGAAUUACGAGCAGUGUUCUCAUUCGAGAAUCGGCUUUUGUGGCAGGGCAAGCAUUAGUGUUCUCCAAGAUUAGCUCUGAUUGA